UAUAAACACAGACUAUACGCAACACUUUUAGAGAGAAAGAAACAUUUUAACCCGUUUUUAACGCAGUUCCCUUAACAAAGAUGGCCGUCGAUGUUUCAGGCUGAACUUCCACUUACGUCUCAGUGAUGGCUGCUGUGCGGAAUAGAUUCUGUCAGAAAGCCUCUUGGUUAGUGCAAUGUCGCAAUAUUCAUACCAGCCUGGUUCAAGAAAAGGCCAAGACAGGAGCAGAGCAGAUAUGGCUGGCCAGACAGAAGAAGGAUCCUUAUGUAAAAGCAGCUUGGGAACAAAACUAUCGCUGCCGCAGCGCUUACAAGCUCCUCGAGAUCGACACAGAGCAAAAACUCCUGAAGCCAGGACUUCAUGUGAUAGACUGCGGGGCUGCUCCUGGAGCCUGGAGCCAGGUGCUCAUAGAGAAGGUCAAUUCCCUGGGACAAGAGCCAACGGCAAGUGUUGGCUUUGUGUUAGGUGUGGAUCUUCUUCACAUGUCUCCCCUGGAUGGAGCCGUGUUCCUCUCUAAAUGUGACCUUACAGACCCCGCCACACACCAGAAAAUAGUCAACCUUCUCCCAUCUGGCAAAGCAGAUGCCAUACUGAGCGACAUGGCUCCCAAUGCCAGCGGGUUCAGAGAACUGGAUCACCAUAAACUAGCCAGCAUGUGUCUGUCUCUUCUGGACUUGGCAGCCAUUGUUCUGAAACCUGGGGGGAAUUUUCUGUGCAAAGUCUGGGAUGGGAGUGAAACCAAUCCAAUACGAGACAGACUGCGACAAAGAUUUCAGCAUGUCAAGACUGUGAAGCCUAAAGCUAGCAGAACGGACUCUGCGGAGAUAUAUUUGCUGGCAAAAUCAUACAAAGAAAUUCAAUCCGUGCACAGAUAAUUCCUUGUAAUCCAACAUAAAAACAACUUCUGUGGUUAAAUCUACAUUAUUUAAUAAAUGGCAUUCUUAUUAUUUGUA
Rana temporaria (common frog) is the source of this 953-nucleotide messenger RNA. It is a transcript of the gene MRM2, whose product is annotated as mitochondrial rRNA methyltransferase 2. The record is from RefSeq and is a predicted model, not a curated record. NCBI's taxonomy places the organism in Eukaryota, Metazoa, Chordata, Amphibia, Anura, Ranidae. Gene Ontology annotation, cellular component: mitochondrion. Gene Ontology annotation, biological process: RNA methylation. The transcript has 3 exons. Gene Ontology annotation, molecular function: rRNA (uridine-2'-O-ribose)-methyltransferase activity. Bases 126 to 875 code for a protein of 249 amino acids.